Molecule: messenger RNA, 573 nt
Organism: Alternaria atra
Lineage: Eukaryota; Fungi; Ascomycota; Dothideomycetes; Pleosporales; Pleosporaceae
Exons: 1
Coding region: 1-573 (190 amino acids)
Source: RefSeq, a predicted model, not a curated record
AUGGCGAUACCUUCACCACAGACAUGGACGCUUCGUCUCAAGUCCAACAAGACCACCGUACUCCUACACGUUGACCCAUUACACACGUUUGACACAAUCAAGACCUACCUGUACGACGCUUUACAAGAAACCGACUUCAAGAACCCCGAAACCGGCGAAUCAAUACCAUUACCCUCAUCAGCUUCAGAGAUCCAGCUCGGUCGACCGGUAAACAUCAACGAUGCGCACGAGGGCUUUCAACUAGGCGAGUGGGAAUACACAAUCAGCGAGGAAGAUCAGGAGGAAGGCAAGGGUAAGGGCAAAGCGAAAGCAGGGAGUGCAAACGGUGGAUCAAAAGCAGGCACAGCCGAUGUCAAACAAUGUCCCAAGGGCGCCGGAUUGAAAGACGGCGCUGUGCUGGCUUUCCGGUGGGCUGGCGAUGGCAACUGGGAUGGUGAAGAUGAGUUCGACAUCGGCAAGGGAAGACUUGGGAAAUCUGGAGACAUGUGGGGUGUUACACUGGCAAGCUUUGAGGAUGCCUACGGUGUCGAGAAUGAGACAGAUGUUGGUGGCAGACCAGAAUUUGAGGGCUGA